AAAGGAAUUUCCUCUCGCUGCGGUUGCUGGGUCUCGCAUAAACUCACUCCGCGUACAAAGACCCUUGUUAGCCUUGCAUCUCGUUCUCGAGAGAGAUAGAGAAGAAAGAACGAAGCAGAUAGAAAGAUGUCAGACGCGUUCUGCAGCGACUGCAAGAGGCACACGGAGGUUGUGUUCGACCACUCCGCGGGCGACACGGUGUGCUCGGAGUGCGGCCUCGUCCUGGAGUCUCACUCCAUUGACGAGACCUCCGAGUGGCGUACCUUCGCCAACGAGUCCGGCGACAACGAUCCUGUCCGUGUCGGCGGCCCCACCAAUCCCCUCCUCACCGACGGCGGCCUUUCCACUGUCAUCGCCAAGCCCAACGGCGGCUCCGGCGAGUUCCUCUCCUCCUCCCUCGGCCGCUGGCAGAACCGCGGCUCCAACCCCGAUCGCGCCCUCAUCCUCGCAUUCAAGACCAUCGCCACCAUGUCCGACAGGUUGGGACUCGUCGCGACCAUCAAGGAUCGAGCAAAUGAGAUAUAUAAGAGGGUUGAAGAUCAAAAGUCUAGUAGAGGAAGAAAUCAAGAUGCUUUAUUGGCUGCUUGUCUCUACAUUGCUUGCCGACAAGAAGACAAACCUCGUACUGUAAAGGAAAUUUGCUCUGUUGCCAAUGGGGCCACAAAGAAGGAAAUUGGCCGAGCAAAAGAAUACAUUGUAAAACAACUGGGUUUGGAGAAUGGGCAGUCUGUGGAGAUGGGUACCAUACAUGCAGGGGACUUUAUGAGGCGAUUCUGUUCUAAUCUUGGUAUGAAUAAUCAAGCUGUUAAAGCUGCUCAGGAAGCUGUGCAGAAAUCAGAAGAAUUUGAUAUAAGGAGGAGUCCCAUAUCAAUUGCUGCAGCAGUUAUAUAUAUCAUAACUCAACUUUCUGAUGAUAAGAAACCUCUCAAAGAUAUAUCGAUUGCUACAGGUGUUGCUGAAGGAACGAUUAGGAACUCCUACAAGGAUCUCUAUCCCCAUGUUUCAAAAAUAAUACCAAAUUGGUAUGCCAAGGAGGAGGAUUUAAAGAACCUUUGCAGCCCUUGAAUUGUAGAGCAAAAUAUUACCAUCCAUAUUUUUAACAAGUUAUAUGUCAUUACUCAUUAGAGCAUUCUGUUUCGGAUGUAACUGAACUGUUCAUGAAAAAUGGAAGUUCCUUUUUUAGUUGUCAUUUCUUGCCGUCAAUAGCAUCAUUUUUUAAACCCUCCCAAAUUUGAAUACUCGUUGGGAGCGAGACAACAUACAAUGUAUGAAUUUCUUGACUCUGGUGCAACACCAUUGAGUAAUGCUGUCCAAGCGAUGGACCCGCAUGCAAAAGUUGAGUUAUUUUUUGCUGUCAUGUAAUCGGCUUUUCUUGA
Cajanus cajan (pigeon pea) is the source of this 1376-nucleotide messenger RNA. Its product is annotated as transcription initiation factor IIB. Lineage: Eukaryota; Viridiplantae; Streptophyta; Magnoliopsida; Fabales; Fabaceae. Gene Ontology annotation, molecular function: TBP-class protein binding. Gene Ontology annotation, biological process: DNA-templated transcription initiation; transcription preinitiation complex assembly. The record is from RefSeq and is a predicted model, not a curated record. Gene Ontology annotation, cellular component: transcription preinitiation complex; nucleus.